Sclerotinia trifoliorum is the source of this 2293-nucleotide messenger RNA. The record is from the annotation of a GenBank genome assembly. Lineage: Eukaryota; Fungi; Ascomycota; Leotiomycetes; Helotiales; Sclerotiniaceae.
CUGUUUCUUCAUUGCUUCUAUAUAUUGCACUCUUUUUUUGGUCUUGUUUUUCUACAUCAAUUGCAGAUUUGGAUAUCGAGACAUUGAAGGUUCUUUGGUGAGAUCAAUUGGGAAAUUAAUCUAGAGAUUGAUUGCCUUUCAUGAUCCCCGACGGAGCUUGUAAUCCAUUAUUCACUUGCUUUUUUACGGAUGACGUAUAUUUGGAUAAUAAAGUCUCCCGUCUUUCUUCAACAUUAAGUUCAAGUCAUGGCUUCAAGUCUAGACCAGCAUGAUUUGCCAAGGAGCGAACAUGAAUUCGCAUCACAGACAUCACAGAGUCAAAUGCCUCCUCGUCAAAAAGAUGAACCCAUCACUUCUCAUGAAGAUUCGGACUCCUAUUCUAUUCACAGUACAGGUAGUUCCAUCUCACAUUCGCCACCUUCGAAUCUCGCUCCGAUUGCCUCGCAUAUCUCCAAUACACAAGAUGCACCAAUUCAACAAACGCACUCAAAUAUAUCCAUUCCUGAUUCUAUCUAUGAUCGCAUUCCUCCCAAUCAAAAAAUGGUCAUUGUGGCUUUACUUUCUUUUUGUAGUUUUCUGGCUCCCAUUAGUAGUACCACCGUAUUGGCGGCAGUGCCAGAGGUGGCUGCUACCUAUAGGACUACCGGUACUAUCAUCAAUUUAAGUAAUGCGUUAUAUAUGUUGUUUAUGGGAAUUAGUCCAUUGGUAUGGGGACCAUUGAGUCAAGUUUAUGGAAGGAAAUGGGUAAGUCUCUGACUCUGGUUCUUGGGCAUAUGCAUCUUUGAAGAUACUAAACAAUCCUAGAUUUCCCUCAUCACAUCCGCUCUCUUUACAGCAUGCUCAAUUGGCACCGCUCUUGCUCCUAAUCUUCCCGCCUUCUUUAUCUUCCGUAUCUUGACAGCCUUUCAAGGAACUUCAUUCUUAACCAUUGGAGCUGCAUGUAUUGGGGAUAUCUAUCGGCCAACGGAACGUGGAACGGCCAUGGGAUGGUUUCUUUCCGGUACACUUAUUGGUCCUGCACUUGGUCCUUUCAUCGGUGGUAUAAUCGUAACAUUUCAAUCCUGGCGUGUGAUUUUCUGGCUUCAAACUGCAUUGGCGGCAUGUGCUGCACUUGGAGCGUACUUCUUGCUCCCAGAGACCAUUCAUCGAAUGAAGAAAGAUGAAUUAGUGGGGAUGAAUUGGAAAAGAAAAGCUGGCGUGUUGUGGGGAAUGUUGAAUCCGUGGAGAGUCAUUAGACUUUAUAAGUAUCCGAAUUUGAUCAUGGUGGCGUUGGCUAGUAGUAGUUUGGUUUGGAAUAUGUAUUCACUUUUGACUCCUGUAUGUUUUCCUAUUUCUUUUUAUUUGUCUAUUUAUUUACUUACUUGUUUAUCUAUCUGUCUAUUUGUCUGUCUACCUACACGGUACGAUAUUAUAUGACAUAACAUGAUAUGAUUUCACCUAUCUUCCUUCGAGUAAUCACACAGAGAGAAAGAUGCAAACUAAUAAAAACCCCACAGAUCCGCUACAUCCUCAACCCACGCUUCCAUCUCACCACCCCAAUUCAAUCUGGACUUUUCUACCUCGCCCCCGGCUUCGGCUACAUCGUCGGAACCUUCUUCGGCGGGCGCUAUUCCGACCACAUAACCAACAAAUACAUGCAAAUCCGGGGAACCCGCAUCCCAGAAGAUCGACUGAGAUCCGCACUCCCCUUCAUUGGCAUCGUCAUCCCAGCAUGCAUGCUCCUCUACGGCUGGUCAGUAGAAAAAGAUUUCGGAGGUAUCCCCCUCCCCGUCAUCAUGAUGUUCAUCCAAGGCGUGGCUCAACUCUUCUGUUUCCCCAGUCUGAAUACAUAUUGUUUAGAUGUGAUGCAGCGGAGUGGUGCAGAGGUUAUUGCGGGGAAUUAUAUGAUUCGGUAUAUUUUUGCGGCCGUGGGGACGGCGACGGUUUUGCCGGCGGUGGAGAAGAUGGGGGUUGGGUGGUUUUCGACGAUUAGUGCGGGUUUUCUUGUUGCGAGUAGUUUGGCAACUUGGGCGGCGGUGGGGGGGAAGGGGUGGAGGGAGAGGAUUGAUGGAGAGGUAGGAAGAAUGGGAAAGAGGGAAGGGAAGAAGAUGGAUGGAAAUGGGAGAGUGGAAAGGAACAGAACAGGUAUGGAUGGGAUCAUGGUGGAAAUGGAAGGAAAAGGAAAAGAAAGAGGGAAACAGAUAAGGAGACUGGAUAUAAUGGGGUAAUAGAAAUGAAGAAAUGAAAUAACAAAUUGGAUAGGAAUUGGAAUAGGAAAUAGGAAUAUAGACGAAAUUGAACUGAAAUGAACUGA